AUGGGGACCGACUCCCCGGCGACAGGCGCCAGCUGGCGCUCCUCGCGAUACUUCGUCAUCGGCACGAUGUGCAUCGCCCUGUUCGCCGAACUCUUCCUCUACGGCUUCAUCGUGCCCAUCCUGGGCUACAUGUUCGAGCAGCGGCUGCACCGCGCGCCGUCCGAAACGCAGAACCUCACCUCGGCCAUCCUGGCCGUGCACGGCUACGCGUCGGUGCUGGCCGGCCCGCUCAUCGGGCAUUUCGCCGACAAAGCGCCGACCCGCAAGACGCCGCUGGUGCUCUCGCUGGCCGGCUGCAUCGCCGGCACGGUGCUGGUGGCGUGCGCGCGCUCGCUGCCCGCGCUGUUCCUCGGCCGCGUGCUGCAGAGCAUCGCCGGCGCCGUCGUCUGGAUCGUCGGCCUCGCCACCGUCGCCGACGCCGUGCCCCGCGACCGCCUCGGCACCGCCAUGGGCGUCGUCAUGACCUUCGCCAACGCCGGCACCAUCAGCGGGCCCAUGGUGUCCGGCCUGCUGCUCGAGUGGGCCGGCUACUGGGCGACCUGGUCGGUGCCGCUGGUCGUGCUGGGCGUGGAUAUCGUGCUGCGCAUGCUGAUGGUUGAGCGCGUCGCCCCGUCGCCGCCGGCUACACCCUCCGCGGAGACGACCGCCCUCCUCGACCCUCCUCCGCCGGAGACGGAGGCGGCGGGACCAAACUUCUGGACGACAAUCCUCCGGCACCGGCGCGUGGCCGUCGCGUUGGCGGCGCAGGUCACCAACGUGUCGGUGUCGGUCAGCUUCCACGCGACGCUGCCGUUGCACGUGCGGGCGGCGUUUGGCUGGAGCCCCGUGCUGGUGGGCGCGGCGUUUACGUGUCUGACGGUGCCGGGGCUGGUGAUCAGCCCGUUUGCCGGGUGGCUGCGCGACCGGGUGGGCGUGCGGGUGCCGACGACGGUGGCGUUCGUGCUGCAGGGCGUGGUGCUGGUGCUGCUGGGGGCGGCGGGGAAUGAGCGUGUGCCUGGGCUGGGCGGCGUGCGGGCCGGGCCUGCGCUGUAUACGGCGGCGUUGGUGGGGUUUGGGAUUGUGAGGCCGUUUUCGUCGGGGGUUGCGUCGAUUGAGGUUACUGGUGAGUGCGCUGGUGUGUUUUUGGUGGUGGAUGUGGAGGUGCGCUGA
Aspergillus terreus NIH2624 is the source of this 1149-nucleotide messenger RNA. Its product is annotated as putative MFS transporter. Gene Ontology annotation, molecular function: transmembrane transporter activity. Gene Ontology annotation, biological process: transmembrane transport. The record is from RefSeq and is a predicted model, not a curated record. NCBI's taxonomy places the organism in Eukaryota, Fungi, Ascomycota, Eurotiomycetes, Eurotiales, Aspergillaceae. Bases 1 to 1149 code for a protein of 382 amino acids. The transcript has 2 exons.